Molecule: messenger RNA, 1788 nt
Organism: Mangifera indica (mango)
Lineage: Eukaryota; Viridiplantae; Streptophyta; Magnoliopsida; Sapindales; Anacardiaceae
Product: zinc finger CCCH domain-containing protein 1-like
Exons: 3
Coding region: 405-1376 (323 amino acids)
Biological process (GO): snoRNA splicing
Cellular component (GO): U2-type spliceosomal complex
Molecular function (GO): metal ion binding
Source: RefSeq, a predicted model, not a curated record
AAAAGGGCACCGGUUCAUUAUCCGAAGCGCGUUGGAUUUCAAAUUCUUAGACAAGCAAUUCAGAAUUGAAAGAGCUGUUUGUUAAAAACCCUAAUUCUUGCUGAGCAAUUCAACCCGGAAAAUACACAGCUGUUAAUUGAUAUUUAUACUCGUUCUAUCUCCAUUCUGGAACUUUGAUUGGUCAUGCAUUCGAGUUUUAGUUUCUUUGUGUUCGUUCAAUUAGGGUUUACGCAUUCAGAUCAUCUGUGUUUGUUUUUUGGGUGUUUUUGUGUUUUCAACGUUAAAGCAAAUGAUUUUUAACUAUUUUACCAUUUCGGUACUUUAAUUGCUGUACUUAUAGGUUCCCUUGUAAUCUGAUAUUUAGUGGUCACAGGUUUCUGAAGCUUUGCUUUUUUACUUUUAAAAUGGCCGAUUCAGGCGAAGCUCAACCGUCCGAACAAGUUUGCAAUUUCUUUAGAAAGCCAUCAAAGAAUAAGAACAUUAGAAAAAGAACUAUAGAUGAAGAGGAAGAGGAAGAUUCUAAGACGGAGAGUUCAGUGUUACAGAACCUCAAAAAGGCGCCCAAGUCUGAUGGAAAGCUAUAUUUUUCAACUGGGUCCUCCAAGAGCGUUAGGUCCACCGAAUCAAAUGUUGCAGAAACUGAUAAGGCAAUUUUUCAGUAUGAUUCUUCAAAGGAAAUUCAAGUACAUCACGACAGCAAAGCAACAGCAACUCUUGAAACUGAGACUGAGUUCUCAAGAGACGCACGCGCUCUUCGUGAGAAAGUCCUUAAGCGAUCAGAAGAGGCUUUGAAGGGAAAAGUUUCAGGUGAUGAGAAAUUGUAUAAAGGGAUUCAAGGAUAUGUUGACCAUAAGGCUGGGUUCCGAAGAGAGCAUACUAUUUCAAGUGAGAAAGCUGGGGGUUCACAUGGGCCUCUUAGAGCUUCUGCUCAUAUAAGGGUAUCUGCAAGGUUUGAUUAUCAGCCAGACAUAUGCAAAGAUUACAAAGAGACUGGUUACUGUGGGUAUGGUGAUUCAUGUAAGUUUAUGCAUGAUCGAGGGGAUUACAAGUCUGGGUGGCAGAUGGAAAAGGAGUGGGAGGAAGCAGAGAAGGCAAGGAAGAGAAAUUUGGCUAUGGGAGGGAAUGAUGUGGACGAAGGUGAUGACGUUCCAAGUGAAGAAGAUGAUGAUGACACAUUGCCCUUUGCUUGUUUCAUUUGUAGACAGCCUUUUGUGGAUCCUGUUAUGACUAAAUGCAAGCACUACUUCUGUGAGCAUUGUGCCUUAAAGCAUCACGCAAAGAACAAGAAGUGCUUUGUAUGCAACCAACCUACACUUGGCCUUUUCAACACAGCUCAUGAGAUACGCAAAAAGAUUGCUGAAGAGGGUAGAAAAUAAGCUCAUAAACUUCUUUGCCUUCUGGUCCUGUGGAUUGCAAUUUCAAGGUCAAUGAUUGUAACUACCUUUGGGCAGAUGUGGAAUUACUGGGUUGGGCAGAUGUGCAAUCCCUUUUCUCGUUUUCUUGCCCAUGCUUGAUACUUUCUUCUCCCUCUUGGUGGAUGAAUAAUAGUGGUUGACGACGGUCCUAUAUUGUCUACAUUGGGUAUUGUCAUUUUGUAGUAUUUUGCCCAAGGUUUUAACAUGAUUUGAACUUCAGAUUCGGAGUAAUAUGCCUAUCCUCUGAAGUCUACUGUACUUUAGCAAUUUUCUUUGUAAUUUCUUGCUUAAUUGAUCUGAUAUUGAAUGGUUCUUAUCACCAUUAUAUUACAUACAUGUAUUAUUUGAGAGUAACAUAUUUUUCUGCCCUUAA